This is a messenger RNA of Pseudocercospora fijiensis CIRAD86, 882 nucleotides long. RefSeq lists its product as uncharacterized. The record is from RefSeq and is a predicted model, not a curated record. The transcript has 3 exons. NCBI's taxonomy places the organism in Eukaryota, Fungi, Ascomycota, Dothideomycetes, Mycosphaerellales, Mycosphaerellaceae. The coding region runs from base 1 to 651 and encodes 216 amino acids.
AUGGGACCCUCAGAAGAAGGCAAAGCCCUCGCAACCCCCGAAUUCUGGAACACGCGCUACUCGAAAUCCGACGGCUCAACCCCAACCCACGAAUGGUUCCAAACAUUCUCAGCCCUCAAACCGUUCCUCGACCGCCAUCUCCUCCCCACCACAAAAUCAAAUCCCAGAAUUCUCCACCUAGGCUCCGGCGAUAGCACGAUCCCUUUCGACCUCGCGAAGCUCGGAUAUGCGAAUCAGAUCUGUAUCGACUUCUCACAAGUCGUCAUCGAUCUUAUGAACAGCCGAGCGGAUGCUGUCACCUCGGGGAUUGAAUGGAUAUGUGCCGAUGUGCGAGACAUGUCGGAUACCAUCGCUUCGAACUCUGUGGACGUGGCGUUUGACAAAGGUACUCUUGACGCGAUGAUUCAUGGAAGUCCGUGGAGUCCACCUGAAGAUGUGGUUGGGAAUUGUGGGAGGUAUUUAGAUGAGGUUCGGCGUGUUUUGAAAGACGAUGGGGUUUUUCUUUACGUUACGUAUCGACAGCCGCAUUUCAUGAAGCCUUUGCUUAACCCUGAGGGGAAGUGGGAGAUGGAGAUGGAGGUUUUGGGGGGUGGGGGUGGGAGUUCUUUUGAGUAUUUCGGGUGGGGGUUGAGGAAGGGGAAGGAGGCUUGAUGGGUGCUUGCGUUGGGUCUGGAGAUCUGGCGGGGCUGCAUUCGUGGGGACGGUACUCUGGUUCUUUCCACCUCGGGGUUGUUUUGAGUAAUGAUGCUAGCAACUGGUUCAGGUUGGGCUGAUGAGAGCAGAUGCGCGACGAUAAGAGCUCCUCUCAAGCUUUUGUGUGUGCACUCGCAUUAGGCUGCGUUCAAGAUUUCGAUCACGCUGGAUGGAGAAACAAUUGCUCUC